UAAUUAACGAAAAAUAUUGUUUACAAUAUUGUACUUUGACAUAUGGUAAAUAUCGGCGCCAUCUUGACCUAAUAGCUGUCAAUACGAACGUGUUUUCUUAGCAUUUUUCUCGCAAUAAACUGUGAUUAUACAUUCAAAUAUGUCAAAAAACUAUAAAUAUUUGCGAUAGUAACUCUCGUUUCGCAUUAAUAGUGUGUUUUAGUCAAAAUUAAGCACAAAAACAUUCAUUUUAUGUGAAAGUUUCGUGAAACAAAAAUGACGACCACAACAGUGCAAAAUCAACCCAAAGCGAACAACUCGACACCUGCAAAACCACAGAAAACCUACGGGAAGAUCAUCCUAACCCUUCACAAUUGCUUUUUACCGGAGUCUGCGUUCAAGGAAACGCCCUCCCAAGCCGAUGGCCUUGAUGUCGAUACUGAGACCGACUUACGUAUAUUAGGAUGUGAAAUGAUACAAACUGCAGGUAUUUUGCUCAAAUUACCACAAGUAGCGAUGGCUACGGGACAAAUCUACCUCCAGAGGUUCUACUACUCGAAAUCUUUCGUCAGAUAUCCUAUGGAAACUAUGGCGAUGGGCAGUAUAUAUUUAGCGUCGAAAGUUGAAGAAAAACCAUGCAGGAUACGUGACGUCAUCAACGUGUUCCACCACAUCAAGCAGGUGAGAGCUCAGAAGACAAUCAGCCCCCUAAUUGUUGAUCAAAAUUACAUAGAACUCAAAAAUCAGGUUAUAAAAGCUGAGCGGCGCAUUCUUAAAGAGCUAGGCUUCUGUGUUCACGUGAAGCAUCCACACAAACUCAUUGUGGUGUACUUACAACUCCUGCAGUAUGAGAAGAACCGUCAGCUCAUGCAGAUGGCUUGGAACUACAUGAAUGAUGCUCUCAGGACUGAUGUGUUUAUGCGAUUCCCACCAGAGACAAUAGCUUGUGCUUGCAUAUAUUUGACAGCCCGUAAAAUUGGGUUACCAUUACCCAACAACCCACACUGGUUCUUGCUCUUCAAAGUGACAGAGGAAGACAUCAGAGAAGUGUGUAUCAGGAUCCUACAGCUAUACAAACGUGCUAAAGUUAAUCCUGAAGAACUGGAAGCCAAAGUAGACUUGCUCCGUAAAGUAUACCAAGCUAACAAACACAUGCAGGCACAAAAAGAGAGGGAAAAUGCUAAAGCAGAAGAGAAGAAGGCUGAAUCUCCCACGGCAUCAACUUCUAAGGAUAUUAGACGAGACACGAAGAAAGAGAAGUCACCAAAAACUCCUCCACUGUCUUCGAAGUACCACAGCCAUAAAUCUAAAAAGGAGAGAAGGUCGCGAUCUCCAUAUGAACGUAAAAGAGAGUACUCAAGCAAGCGGCAUAAGUCAAGAUCAAGGGAACGGGAACUUGAUCGGUCCAGGGAGAGGAGGAUGGAGGAUAAGAGACGUAAUAUGUCACGAAAAUAUGAUGAUUAUGAGAGAGCCAAGUCAAGCAGGGACAGCAGAGAUGAGAAGAGGAAGCAUUAAUGCAUUUUCUAUAGGAAUAAAGUUAUUUUUAGUUCA
Molecule: messenger RNA, 1530 nt
Organism: Manduca sexta (tobacco hornworm)
Lineage: Eukaryota; Metazoa; Arthropoda; Insecta; Lepidoptera; Sphingidae
Gene: Ccnl1
Product: cyclin-L1
Exons: 1
Coding region: 256-1494 (412 amino acids)
Biological process (GO): regulation of transcription by RNA polymerase II
Cellular component (GO): nucleus
Molecular function (GO): cyclin-dependent protein serine/threonine kinase regulator activity
Source: RefSeq, a predicted model, not a curated record